Messenger RNA from Lycium barbarum (goji berry), 1041 nucleotides. RefSeq lists its product as uncharacterized. The transcript has 2 exons. The record is from RefSeq and is a predicted model, not a curated record. NCBI's taxonomy places the organism in Eukaryota, Viridiplantae, Streptophyta, Magnoliopsida, Solanales, Solanaceae. Bases 1 to 1041 code for a protein of 346 amino acids.
AUGAAACUCAUUCACUUAGGCUUUGCAGAUGACCUCCUGUUAUUUUGCAAAGGAGAACCACAAACUAUUCAACUGCUGUUUGAUAAGUUUCAGAACUUUUCAGAAGCAUCAAGGUUGGUUGCAAAUUUAAGUAAAAGCUCUAUGUAUUGUGGUGGUCUCUCAAGUGAGAAGGAGCAGGAACUUAUUGAUCUAUUGGGGUUUAGCAAAGGUAGAGCCCAACUGAUAAAAUCUGUCUUGUUCUCUAUCCAAGUCUUUUGGGCGCAAGUUUUUAUCUUACCUAAGAAGGUUAUAAAGACUAUUGAAGCAACAUGCAGAACUUUCUUGUGGACUGGGGGCACUGAACUUUCCAAAAGAGCAUUAUUGGCGUGGGAUAGAGUAUGUUCUCCAAGAGUUGCUGGUGGCCUAAAUAUACUGGAUAUGGCAACCUGGAACAAGGCUGCAAUUAGCAAGCUCCUAUGGAAUAUAUGUACUAAAAAGGAUAAAUUGUGGGUUAAAUGGAUUCAUUCUUACUAUAGGAAUAGGGAUCUGCUGAGAGAUGUGCCCAAACAGGCCUCAUGGAUCAUUCAAAAGAUCCUUAAGGCUACUAAAUACUUUGCACAAGCUGGAUAUAGUAUGGAUGACAUCUCAAAUAUACCAAGUUUCUCAACUAAACAGUUUUAUGCACCAUUGAGAGGGCAAUUCCAGAAGAUGUCAUGGAGGAAAUUGGUAUGCAACAAUGGUGGCCUACCUAGAUGGAUUUUUAUCUUGCGUUUGGCUGCACUAGGCAGACUACAAACUAGAGAUAGACUAUUUAAAUGGGGUAUCACUACAGACCAGAUCUGCCCCGUAUGCGACAGAGAGCCAGAAAGCCUUAAUCACCUGUUUUUUGUAUGUGACGUAUCCGCUGAAAUUUGGCAGAAGCUACUGAAUUGGAUUGGCAUUCGGAAGGUUCCUACGCAUUGGACUGAAGAACUGGGAUGGGCAGAAUUGAAUGCAAAAGGUCGAAACCCACAAGCUAAAGUUUAUAGAAUGAUGUUGACUGCUGCAGUGUAUUAUGUUUGA